Messenger RNA from Stomoxys calcitrans (stable fly), 3992 nucleotides. RefSeq lists its product as uncharacterized. The record is from RefSeq and is a predicted model, not a curated record. Lineage: Eukaryota; Metazoa; Arthropoda; Insecta; Diptera; Muscidae. Gene Ontology annotation, molecular function: calcium ion binding; transmembrane receptor protein tyrosine kinase activity; ATP binding. Gene Ontology annotation, cellular component: plasma membrane; signaling receptor complex; axon. Gene Ontology annotation, biological process: positive regulation of kinase activity; homophilic cell-cell adhesion; protein phosphorylation. The transcript is spliced from 10 exons. Bases 197 to 3961 code for a protein of 1254 amino acids.
UAUAAACAGUCGGUCUUUAGCUGGUGAACAAGGAUAAUAGUGUUAUUCACAACGGAUAGUUAAAAAGUUCUCCCAAUAUAAGAAGAAUAAAGCGGUGAAAAAAGAAAUAGUGGUACUUACCCCUAAAGGAUAUAUACAGCAAACAAACUCCAAAGUGAAUUAUUUUAUCAACGGUCUAAGCCAAAGACUCGGCGAUAUGAAUUUCACACGUUGUAGAUUAAAGCUCUUGAUUACCAUUAUGAUUUUUGUUAUCAAUUAUGGUGAUAACACACGGAAUACCUGCAAAGGUUUUGAAGUUUACUUUCCCAUGACUGCCAUAGAGCUGAAUUUACCCUUUAACGAGAAAUCUCAAAGUAUUUUCUCCAAGAUACCAAUUGGCCAAUUUCAAGUUUUAUCUGUCAGCGAAAAUAGUCCAGCUUUGAAUUACUCCUAUGCCAUGGAAGACAAUGAACUGCUUAGGAUAAAUGAGACAAGUGGAGAAGUCUUUUUACGUGAUGACUACAAACCACCUAAAGAGCCAACUAAAUACACAAUAACAGCCAAAAAUGAACUCCAAAAGGAGAAUACAUCUAAACCUUCGCAAAUGUCUUUGGAAGUGAGGCCCUUGUCAGAACAAGAAUACUGUGAAGAUUUGGAAAACAUAUGUUUUUGGUCUUCGGCCCAAUACAUUAUUAUGGAGGAUAUUCAAGUGCCCGCAAAAGGAAAUUUAAAUUUCAAACCCUUACUAGUGGGAUCACUCAACCCCAGAGGUGCUAAAUAUCUUUGCCCUUAUUUGGAUUUAAGAUAUCAGCUACUGAAUGCCUCCAGCAUAUUCACUCUAAGGAAUAAUCUGCUGAUAACUCGUCAAUCGCUGGAUUAUGAAUCAUUGGAUUUUGCUCAACAAACCAAUCUUUCGGUGGAUAUCAACUGUCUGGUGAAGAUUACAUCAAAUAGAACUGAACAAUUUCGUAAAUUGAUCAAUAUACAAAUAAUCGAUCGCAACGACAAUGGACCAGUAUUGUUGAACGAGUCAUCGGUGAUCAAUUUUCCCAUGGAAAGUGCCUACUUUUAUGUGAACGACAAUGUUGGUGAAAGAAUUUUAUUUGUUGACAAGGAUUCGGUGGCCACCAAUGUCCAUCAGACGUAUAAAAUUAUCAAUGACACCAACGAUUUGGUACGAGCAGUUUGCAAUGUCUACGAAGGAGAAUAUCCCAGGAAAAGAAAUACCAUAAUAAGCUGUCAAAUCCGAUUUUCUCGGAAUGGCAUUGCCACUCAGCCCUCGUACUGUUUUGCUCUACAGGCCAGUGAUGAUACAAUUGAUGGACAAGCGAAAAACACGGCCACCGCAAAAAUUUGCCUAAAAACCGAUCCCGAACUUAUAGUCGAAGCUAAUCAUCCACAAGCUUUGCCCUUGCGUUCACGUCAAAAUCGCAAAAUGAGUGUGGUUAAUACGGAUGAUAUGGAACUCUUGAACUCAGAUGGUUUUGGGCGUACCCUAACGCGAAGUAUACCAAACACCUAUCCCAAGGAUGUAUUUGUCUAUCGUACCGCUCAGCCCAUGUAUCGGGUGACACAGCCGGCAGACUUUCGCAAUCUCAUUAGAUUGCCCCAGUUGAAAUUUACUCUGGUCGAAGAUCGCAGUGAUGCCUUUGGUAUAACAUCAGCAGCUGGAAUUGUGUAUGUUAAGGAUAUUGUGGCACUGAAAUUCGCUCCGGAAACCAUUUACUUUCUCAAUGUUACUUGGCAUGAUAUACAUCAGCGCUCCUUUGUCAUCAAUGUCCAUUUGAUGGAAGGACGUCCCUCCAACGUCACCUGUGAGCAUAAAGUCAAAUCCAAAAGUCAGACCUGUGCUCAGAUUAAAUAUCGCAAACAAUGUCAGUUAUUCUGUGGAUUGGCCACUAAUGGUGGCAGUUGCAUUUGGCGAGGUACCAACAAUGCUCGCUUUAGUUCCAAUUAUGCCUCUUGUGUUCCAAAUGCCACUUUUUGUCCGGACAAUAUUUGUGAUCCCCUGGAGGAGAUUAAUACAUUUGCUUGUCCUCAGGAUUGUACAGGCGGCAAUCGAAUACUGAGUCCCUUGGCAACGAAUGAUAAACGCAAAGGCAUAUCUUCGGCUUCGGGCACCUGCACCUGCGAAGACAAUGGCAAUUGUGCUUGUGCUCCCCUAGAUGAGGAUGAACCCAGACCGAAAAAGCGAAAACAACAGAAGAACGAAGCAAAAGUAGAACAAAAUGCUUACCGAUCAGAGCCGCCAGCUGUUAGUGAAUCUCCAUUGUUGGCUAAUACCACGGCGAAGGAUGAACCCCACAAGGUCCCCGAUAGCCCUAUUUUGUUAAAAGGUUUCGAGUGUAACCAAACAUGUCUAGUUAUAGCCAUAGCUUGUCCAACCUUGCUGCUGCUUCUCGGCCUAUGCCUGCUGGUAUUUCGUGCAGGUGUCUUAAAAGCUGCUCGUGAGCGAAAGAAAGCCCAUGAAGCUGCUAACGGUGGUAGCAUGAAAAGGGAUCUUUUAGACGACUGUGAAUCACAUUGUGGCACCCUACCUUUGGUGCAAUUGGAAAACAGUUAUACGUUCCAUAGCUCGGUGGUCGAUUCUAAAUGGGAAUUUCCACGCGAAUCACUGGCCUUGGACUCGCUGCUGGGAGAAGGUGAAUUUGGCAAAGUAAUGAAAGGGUAUGCCACAGAUAUUGGCGGCAAUACCGGCUUAACCACCGUUGCGGUCAAGAUGUUAAAAAGAGGAGCCAAUUCUGUCGAGUACAUGGCUUUACUCUCCGAAUUUCAACUUUUGCAGGAGGUCUCGCAUCCCAAUGUGAUUAAACUUUUGGGUGCCUGUACCAAAGGUGAUACGCCCCUGCUUAUUAUUGAAUAUGCACGUUUUGGAGCUUUGCGUAGUUAUUUGAGGUUAUGCAGGAAAAUUGAAUAUACUGGAGCAGAAUUCACCGAUGGCAUGGAACCAAUGAGUGUACGCAGUAUUCUAUCAUUUGCUUGGCAAAUUUGUAAGGGUAUGGCCUACCUAACAGACAUAAAGUUGGUCCAUCGCGAUUUAGCAGCUCGCAACGUUCUUCUAGCCGAGGGUCAUAUAUGUAAAAUCUCAGACUUUGGGUUAACUCGUGAUGUCUAUGAAGAUGAUGCCUAUUUGAAAAGAUCAAGGGAACGUGUUCCAGUCAAGUGGAUGGCCCCUGAAUCCUUAGCCGAUAAUGUGUAUACAUCAAAAUCAGAUGUAUGGGCCUUCGGUGUUCUUUGUUGGGAGUUAAUUACUUUGGGCGCUUCUCCAUAUCCCGGCAUACCAGUACAAAAUCUUUAUCAUUUACUCAAAGGUGGAUAUCGCAUGGAGAAACCUGAAAACUGCUCGGAUGAAAUAUAUUCCAUAGUAAAAACAUGUUGGAUGGAUGACCCCAAUGCUAGACCAUCUUUUAAAUGCUUGGCCUCGGAAUUUGAAAAACUAGUGGGAAAUAAUAUAAAAUUUUUGGAAAUGGAAACAAAAUCCUUUUCAAAUCCCACCUAUUGUCGGGAAGACGAAACUAUCACCACGGAGGAAGACACUGCCGCUGGUAAAGACGAAAAUAUUACAGAGGAUGCCGAAAAUGAUUUAGAGGAGCUGGAUGCCAUAGAUCACUUAUGGAAACCACCGAAAAUAUUAUAUGACAUACAAGACUGUUCCAGUCGUGACACUUUCUCAUUUUCCAGUAGUUUUCUGCCGCCCCCAGGUUAUGACUUGCCAAGACCCUUACACGAUCCCAGAACAGCCACACUGGGCUCGCGUUAUGAAAAUGACCUUAGGUUUCCCAUGAGUUUACGCAAAUCAUCAUUGGGAACGCCGUCGCGAGAAGUAUAUUCGUUGCCCGUGAAAAGGGGACGUUCGUAUAUGGAUAUGGCCACCAGGGCAAAUAUGGCCGAGAAUUGUGACAAGGUUGAGAUAUCGAAGACUAUAUCCUUUAAAUUUUCAAGUAUACUCAACAUGAAUGAACAAAAUGAAAGUACGGCCUAAGUAUGAUGGUCGUUUUAGAUCGAUAGACUGA